This is a messenger RNA of Rangifer tarandus platyrhynchus (Svalbard reindeer), 552 nucleotides long. The record is from the annotation of a GenBank genome assembly. Lineage: Eukaryota; Metazoa; Chordata; Mammalia; Artiodactyla; Cervidae.
AUGCCACUGGUGGACCGGCAUCCGCCGGUUCAACUCCUACAGGAGGAAGUGAAGACGUCUGGACCUCUUGGCAGUGUCCAGGAGAGUGAGGACAGGUGCAGCAAGCAAGCCUUCAAGACCCGCAGGGUCACACGGCAAGUGAGCCAGGAGCCGAACCUGUCAACCUGGAGAGCCCACCGUGCUCGGCCCAUUAGACAGCGAAUGGCUUCUCUCCUGAGCAGAGCACGGAGGAAAGUGGCCUUGGCACCAGGAUCACACCGCAGCCGCAGAGCAAGCGAGCAGGAGCGAGAAGACCAAGAUGCAGCCCUGAGCCAUGACUCGAGGCGGUUCGGGGGCAGAGAGAGGGAGGCGGGCGGUGCCCAGAACAGGCUGGGGCUUAGCGACCUCGGGAACAAGCCUGAAGUCACACAGCCCACAGGUCAGGAAGCUGGAGGUCGUCUGAGAAAAGCUGGUCUCUCUGGCUCCAAGCCCGCACUCCCCCACCCACCUUGUUCUGUUUUGGAGCCGCUGAGGACAGAGAAGUGGGGUUCUAAAAACCCCAAGGGCAUCUGA